Molecule: messenger RNA, 900 nt
Organism: Symbiodinium natans
Lineage: Eukaryota; Dinophyceae; Suessiales; Symbiodiniaceae
Source: the annotation of a GenBank genome assembly
AUGGCGUUGGAGGCAGCUUUGGAACCAAAACGUGAUUGGCAGGAGUUCAAAGCAUGGAUGGCUCUGCAGCCCCGGACACCACGAAGACGGGAAGGGGAGAUUCUGUCGUACCGGAGCACGUUGGCGAUAGCCGGUUUGAGAAUCACUGACAUGAGCGACGAUGUAAAACCUGCGUCAACCUCGCUCCAUGAGUCUGCGCUCUACAAACAUCCUGUCCCUGUCUGCCUACCUGCUCUGGAAGAGACCCGUCAAAAGUGGGAGCGUGAUCGAGUUUGUCAAUCGGUCAAGUACGGUGGGUCUUACCAACCAUCGACGUCAAAAGCGCGCUUCACCGUGGAUUUGCCCACGGGAUCUCAAAAUCGCAAAUACUGUUUCGAAGCCAAAGUGGACCCGACCAAAAGUGUUCUGGCUUCUCAGAUUGCAAAGGAGCAGCAGCAAGCGCAAGAAGAAGAGCGACGGAUGACCAGGCGGAACUCCCUGAUGAAGAUGAUGGGCGGGGCAGUGGGAGUGCAGGACACUCCAGACCCUGCCAAGCGUUACCGCAUCGUCGAGAAGCUUAUCAACAGAAACAAAUUUCAAGACGACACCCUGGAGAAAAUCUGGGAGGAGCUGGAGCAGGCGCCCGCGGCGCCAUGUGCGCGAGCCAUCGCCCUGAAGAUGAUGCAGAAGGUUGUAGCUGCCUCCGGUUGCCCGUCAAGCCUGGAAGCUCCGAUCUUCAAUUGGAUGAGGAGCAAGUUCAAGCAAGCCGUGAAGGCGAACCCUUCUCUUACCCUCAGCAAGGAAGGCUUCUUGGAGUUCUGCAAGUUUGCUGGCCUUCUGCUUGAGUACGAGACACCUGAGGCCGAACGACGCCAAAGCUACCAGGGAAUUCCCGAAGAGCUUGUCCUUCUGGACGACUAA